GAGGGUUUCUCUGCCUGGUGUGGCAUUCACAUCCUAACGCUCAUGUUGUAACAUCCAGCAUCGCUUGGAUUCCCCUGCACACUGGCCUGAUUCCAGGGAUUUAAAGUACACAGGACAGCCUGAGAGACAGAGACCCAGAGUGCAUGUGUGCCUGAGAGACGUACGUGUGUUUAGAAGUAGAAGAGCGCAACAGUCCAGGAAGAGAAGACACGGAGAAGCAGGUGAGAGAGACAAGAGGAGACUCAAGAAGAACUCAAAGUGAAGACAGGUUGAUCAGCUGAUUGUACACGAAAAUCCACCGACAUGGCAGCCAUGGAUGCACUGGAGUUCUCAAGUGCCCUGCACGAUCCUCAGACCCUCACAGAGGUCUCAGACGAUGAGGUCAACCUCCCCCCCUCCGACGACGAAGACGAUGCCCUGGCGGCAGCCAAGAAAGAGCUGUCCACCAUGGGCACUGAGGGGGACGCAGCUGAAGAGAACGAGGAUGCUUCCAAAGGGGACCAACAGGUGAACGGGGUCAUGGUGCUGUCUUUGCUUGACAAGAUCAUUGGGGCAGUGGACAAGAUCCAGCAGACCCAAAGCGGGCUGGAGGCCAGGCAGCAGGACAUGGAGCGGUCUGUGACUAGCAUCCAGGGUGAGCUGACCAAACUCUCCAAGAGCCACAGCACCACGUCCAACAGCGUCAACAAGAUGAUGGAGAAGGUGCGAAAGGUCAGCGUCAACGUGAAGACGGUGCGGGCCACGCUGGAGAAGCAAGGAGGCCAGAUCAAGAAGCUGGAGAACAACGAGGCUGAGCUGCUCAAGAGACGCAACUUUAAAGUCAUGAUCUACCAGGAUGAAGUGAAGGUUCCUUCCAAACUCAACGUCUCUAAAUCAAUGAAGGUUUCCGAGUCAGUGUCGGGAAGCAGAGGAGGCAGCCUGCUGGAGCUCAAAGAAGCUGAUGAAGAGCCUGGAGAGGAGGGAGAGGGAGAGAAGGAAGACAAACCCCAUGUAGACCUCUCUUCAGAUGAGGAGGGAGUGGAGGUCGAGGAAAUCCUUAAGGAGACUCGUGCUGAGAGAAUCAAACGCAGCAGCCUGCAGCGUGUACAGACCCUGAAGACAGUUUUCUCAAAGGAGAAGAUGGAUAAGACCACAGCCAAGACCAAACAGAACCUGGAGAAGACCAAACAAAAAGCCAAGGAGAACCUGGAGCAGACGAGGCAGAAGACAAAAGACAAUCUGGAAAAGACCAGGCAGAAAACCAAGGAUAAUAUCGAGAAGACCAAACAAAAGACCAAGGAGAACCUGGAGAAGACCCGUCACAACAUCGAGAAGAAGAUGGGAAAGCUGGGAACCCGCAUGAGUAUGAACCCUGACCGCAAGCAGAAGAUGCAGACGUCCCGUGAGAAGGUGAAGAAGGCCUUUACACCUGACCACACAGUUUACGCACGGUCCCAGACUGCCGUGUACAAGGUGCCCCCCUUCACCUUCCACGUCAAGAAGAUCCGCGAGGGCGAAGCCGAGGUGGUCCAAGGCACCGAGAUGGUGGAAGUGUCCCCGGAGGAGCACUUCUGUGGGGUGGAAGGAGAGGUCGAGGAGGGAGGAGAGGAGGUGGAGAUGGAGAUGAUGAAUGGAGGAGGGGAUGAUGAAGAGGCUGAGGAGGAUGAAGAGGAGGACAGCCAAGAUGUCCUGCAUGAGCAUGAAGACAGAGAUAGAGACAGCGACUAGAUAAAGAAGAAGAGAUCCCGAAAAGAACCCUUUGCACCAACCCUGAGGCUCUUUUAAAGAAUCAUUCGGUCUUUUUUUAGAUUUUGACUGUCAUUCCUUUGAACGAUAAUAAGUUAUGAUCAGAAGGAAAGUGUGUGCUGAGAUCUGGGAACAUGGCGUCAUUGCUUCAAAUCAAUAAGUCAGACAUGUGGUUAACAAACUCAAAGUUUAUCCAGACUACUCUAACUAAUCUAGCGCAGAUUAACCCUCCAGAUAUCACCUGCCCUGCAAAAUCCAGCAUGCAUACCGCUCCAGACUUGCUGAUGGCCACAGAGAAAAGAAUCUAGAGUACAUUUUAGACUCACAACCAUCAGGUGAACCCAAAAACCACUUUAAAUGAAAGCCAUGUCUUGAGCUGGUUAUGCCUAACACAAAGAAGACAUGCUAAAGUGCAAAGAUAAUGACGAUUAGAGUUUUAGUUUAGAAAAUCAGUGCACAUGCAAAGAGGGAAGAGAAUCUGGAAGCCAAUCAUUGCCAAACAUUGUUUGCCGACGCUCGCUGGGAUUGCAUCCCAGCUUUUCAGUGUUUCUGGUGUUCCUGACAUCCAAAAUCUGUUUCCCCCAGUGUUUGAAGAAGGUCUCAGUCCAGCAGUCGUUAGAUCGAUGCAGUGGCUUCACUCAAACCUACAAUUUAUAGGCCUUAAGUUUGCCGAAAUAGAAACAUUACGAUGACGAUAUUCAAAAGGUAAAAAUGCAAACUUGGUCUGAAUCUGUAAAUAGAGAUUAGUGAGUCAGCAGCAACCCGGUGCCCAUUUGAUGGAGCCGGCUCUGACAGUCCACAUCCCCAGAUCUCAGCAGAUGACUACGUUAUCAUUAGGAAUGAUGGUCAAAAAUACAAACAGACCUGCGUGGGAUAAAAUCUUAGCAACUUAAGGUUGUACUUUAAAUAUAUGUAAGGGCUCAAUAAAAAUCGUAUUGUAUUUGUUAGAGCACCCAAAGGGUUGUUUAGAAUCUUUCUGUUUGGGAUUAGUUGAUGGUCGUGAAAAUUAAAAGAAGAAGGAGAUGUGGAAGCAGAAACUUUAUCUUGGGGGGAAGUGAGGGAGGGUUGGGAUGAUUCAGAGAGGUCAUUAGGAGACCGUUAAAAUAAACUUUUUUGCAUUUCCAUUCUCAAAUCAAAGUGCUAACCACUCACGACCAGUGGCAUGAGAACACGGAAAUGACUCCUCAUCCUGCCCGCUGAAUUUGAGUAUUUGUUGACAUAAAGAAAAUUUUUUUUUGGAAGGGGGGGAUGCAGAUUCUCCAGUUUUUUAAAACACAUUGAGCACAUCUUCAUGCUUCAUUCAUAAAUUCCUUGUGUUUUGUUAAUAUUUUACAACUCACAGACACAAAUGUAUUCCUUCCAGCUCAUUCAUUCUCCAGCUGUUUAAACAAGUGUUAUCUUACUCUGCUUUACUCUCUAUUUAGAAGCACAUUGACUCUGUUUAAUGUCACGUUUCGGAGCCCACAGUUGAAUAUUUGUGUAUAAUUUGUCAUCUCCUUUUCAUCAGACAGGUUGUUGCCUGACAGCUGUCCUCUUAGCUCAUCUUGUUUCAAGUUUUUCUAGCAUUUUACUGCCAGUUUUCUCCAAGACUACACAGUGCCCAUGAAAAUGAAGGUCUGCAAAACACAGAGCCCAGAUAGCUCUCUCAUAGGUCCCUUACAUUUCACCCUCUCAUCCUCUUUACACGUGUUAUGUGCUAUUUAAACAUGUUUUUCAUUUAAACUGAGAUAAGGACCAAUUCUUUCAGCAACUACACAAACAUACUUUGAUAGAACCAGCCAGGACUCUUAUCAUCAGUGUGUAUUUGGGGUCCAGUGAAUGUGCAGAAGUUUCCAAACGAGUGUAAGUUAAUGCUGCGGUGUGACACUGCCCCCUAGUGUCCAAUCAUCUCACCAUGAUCUUCUCUGCUCCAGGUUAAAGGUGCAUUUUACCUGAUCUGUAACUGUUCUCUUUCAAUUGAUGAUUGCGUUCCAAAGUCCACAUUAAAGUCAGAUUUUUUUAACAAGAUGUAUAAAUAUGUUUUAUAUAUUCACCACGUUUGGUGGUUUAUUGAGAGUGCCUUGCAAGAUUUAAUCCAAGAACUAAUGAUCGACACUCUUGAAUGUUCUGCUCUGACUGCAGUUUUAUAGCACAUUCAAAGUAAAUUUGCGUUCCUCUAUGCAUAUUCUGAACAAAGUCUGGUUAGGGUAGCGGGGCCUUGAAGCAGGAGUUCCUCCUGAACCGAUCAAAGAGCAGAGGAGGAGGUAGACUCAAGAUAAGUUUGUGAAAUAAAACAUGAGAUUCUUCAGUUACCAAAGACCACAGCAUCGCCAUUUUAACUGUCAUAGUUUGGUGACCGUCUGAAAUACGUGACAGUUUUUACUUGUUUUUUUCUCUUUAUGUAUAUAAUGUGAAUCACUGCCUCUGCAGAUCAUCAGCAUUAUGAUUUGAUUUAGCAGAGAGCCUCUUGCCUUCUACUGCCUGCCCCUCUUCUCCUUCAUUUAGAACAGCUUCUUAUUUUGAUGUUUGCACAUGUCACUGUGCAGCAUGUGCUACCCACACUCUUUUAUAUGUAAACAAUGAUCAAAUAAUGUAGCUUUUUGAUGCACAAUUCAGAGAGAUCAUUCUUUUAGCGUUUCAAUGCUCAGCCAUUCAAAGAAGAUUAACAAUGUGUGUCAGAGCAGUAACAACAUGCAGCUGUGCUGAGGCCUGGAACAGCGAAGCACAAAAUGUAGUUCACACUUAACUGUUUCCUUGCUCUUGUUUUGUUGGUAACUGAUUCCUGUAUAAUGUUUCAUUACUUAACCACUAAUGAUCUAAUGAAUAAAAGCUAUUUGGUUCACAA
Messenger RNA from Notolabrus celidotus (New Zealand spotty), 4549 nucleotides. Its product is annotated as caveolae-associated protein 1-like. Gene Ontology annotation, cellular component: caveola; cytoplasm. Lineage: Eukaryota; Metazoa; Chordata; Actinopteri; Labriformes; Labridae. Gene Ontology annotation, biological process: termination of RNA polymerase I transcription; transcription initiation at RNA polymerase I promoter. The record is from RefSeq and is a predicted model, not a curated record. Gene Ontology annotation, molecular function: rRNA primary transcript binding. The transcript has 2 exons. Bases 304 to 1707 code for a protein of 467 amino acids.